AAUUGGAUGCUGGCAAAUGUGGACACCAGAAUUUUUUUGUGAAUAACGCGAGGAGGCAGCCUGGAUGUUCUUUGCUGGAAAAUACCGUCCCUGUUAUUAACUUUAUGAAAGAUUUUCCGGAGACAUAUUGCGAUCAUAUUAGAUCCAACACUCUAUGGUCAGAAUCCCUCCGUCGUAAGGACUGCACCUUCAGGGCUGUCAAGUGCAAGAGUUACGAAGCUUUUGAAAGGGGAGAGUGCACGGAGUUCAACUCACCUGUGGCCAUUAUGGGGAUCCAAGCGGGACAUGUGCCCGGAGUAGGUCCAGAGGACACCCUCUACCUAGACACCUGGGCCGAACCACCCUACUGCAACGAAAACAAUGUCAUUCCGAGGGCUAUGAGGAAAGUCACUCCAAAACCUCCCACCAAAUGGAUGUUGAACGAAUGA
Messenger RNA from Parasteatoda tepidariorum (common house spider), 428 nucleotides. Its product is annotated as pancreatic lipase-related protein 3. Gene Ontology annotation, biological process: lipid catabolic process. The record is from RefSeq and is a predicted model, not a curated record. NCBI's taxonomy places the organism in Eukaryota, Metazoa, Arthropoda, Arachnida, Araneae, Theridiidae. Gene Ontology annotation, molecular function: lipase activity.